AUGAUAAACGAAAUGCAUGACUACUGCAAACCGGCGGGAACCAGGAGAUUGCGUUUUCGAGACUGGCUCAAACAGAAGCUUGACGACAAUGAAGUCGAAGGUGUGGAAUGGAUCGACCGAAGCCGUGGAUUGUUCAAAAUUCCUUGGAAACACGGUUUGCACCGCCAAUGGUGUAUUAGUGACGACAGUGAAAUUUUCAAACAGUGGGCUAUUUAUUCUGGAAAAUACAGAGAAGGAAUCGAUAUCCCCGUUCCCAGCAAGUGGAAGACGAAUUUCAGAUGCACGUUAAAUGCGCUCCCUGAUUUUAAAGAAGUGAGGGAGAAAAGUCGCCCCCGAGGGAACGAGGCGUAUAAAAUUUACAUGAUGAAAAGCAAUCACUCAAAAAUCGAGCGGAAGGCCACGGGACAAAAAGGUAAGUCCUUAGAAAACUAUAAACCAUUAUACAUUUUUAUUAAAAUAGGAAAACACGCAGCUUCAGUCAGGAAAAUGCAAAUUUCAAAACAAAGUGAGGACUUUGGAGGGGUCACACCAAAAGCGCAUGACUACGCCACAUGACACAAAUGUGUCUUCGUAUUCAGUCUUAAUUCUGGUCAUAUAAAUUACAAUUCGAUAACUUUCCAUUGCUUGCUCCGUUUCUUACAUUUAAAUGUUAUUCCUCGGAUAUGAAAAACCCCUCUUCUAGAAGAUAAGGGGGGUGGGGGGGGGGUGGGGGGGGCAGUAUUUAAAAGAGUUAAUAAAUUCUCCGUUCAAAUUUUCAUUCGCUUGCAUAUUUUUAGUUACUAAUAAAAAACUAACGUGUUUUAUAUAUUUUACUUUGAGGUAUACCAACUUCGCUGGGAAACGCUUUUUUUAUUUCGAACUAUCUAACCAAAUCACCGGAUGUAGUUGUUUUUAAAACAACAUAUUAUCAGAAGAAAAAGAUAGACACGCAGGAAGUACAAAAACCUGCUUGCCAGGCAACUUUGUAGUUCACACGACUGAAAACUUGCAAACUUAGCAACUACUGAUCAAAGCUAAAACCGCACCCUACAUCCUGACCACACCCUUUGGUGUAAAAAAGGGAAGUUAAAUAAUAAAUGUUUACUAUUACCGUGGGAGAAAUUUUUAGGAAAAUUCCAAGGAAUGUAGCUACGGAAAAAGAGAAUACUUUUAAAAGCGUCAAUCCUCACACUGUGCAACUAAACUAAGUACGCCUUACUUCCAUAUAAGAUAAACAAAUUUCCCAACUAGCUCCAGGCCUCAGUUCAUGAUGCUACGCGCGCGGAUAGAUAGUUUUAACGUACUUUGUUAGACAAACUAUAUACAUUUUCGAUAUUUUAAAUCUGCAGCAUCUACACAGCAAUCGUUUGAUCUGUCGGAUAAGGAAAUAGUUCAGGUGAGUAUUGCCAGUGUCUUUCAUUAGGUAAAGAACUCACUCGAAAUUUUUAAGAGCUUCUCUCAACCAAAGCACCGUCCUAAAUAAGCACCGCAUUUGCAGCGCACUCAUCGACAUUUUUGUGCCAAUAUAGUCAAAUACAAAUUUGUUGAAAAUCCUGUAAUUCAUAGAAUCAAUUUCGAAAACAUCACACAGAACUCCAAGUUUACAAUUUAUAUAUGUAUGUACUUAAGUUAAGGACCAUAUUUAUAGUUGCCUCUAUGUCGAAGAUAGCCGGCUGCCAUAGUUGAUCUAGCGGACGCUUUCGGAAGACAAAAAAAUCUUUCUCUAAAAGUCCAACACUCAGUUUUUGUUGCUGAAAGACUCUUAAUACGCCCUUGAUUUAAAAAAAACAACAACAUCUUCAAAACAACUUCCCCCUCUAACCGCCCAAAAAAUGAGAAUGAUUAAAAGUUAUUUCAGGUAGAUGACCAUGCCUGUUGAAGCACCACAAAAUUUCUUGUGAUCCAUAUAUAUUCUGUUAUUUUUUAGCUGUUAGAUGACAUGAUGAGACCAGUUCUUUCGAGUGAGAAGCAGACCGCGCUAUCGCGUCGCCCAAUUUCAGCUUUCCCAGCAUUUGAGACUCUCGUGGUUGACAGAUCAAAAGGUUAGUACGCUUCUUUAAUCGGCUCCUGGCUUCUUGCAAUUCAAUGCAAACUGAAUACACAACAUUAUAGACUUUGCGGCCACUUUUCCACUAAGACCACUUAUGUCAGUCCUAGCGUGUACAUCAGGGCUCCCAAAGGGGUCAACUUGCCUAUAUUAGAAAUUGGCCUUCUUGGUCAAUGCAUUUCGGUGACGUAUCCGAGACACGCUCGGACCACGUGACCCGAAACGCAUAGGCCGUUAACUUUCUUCCAUUCUACACGAAGGUCCCCUGAACAAAUGCUUCCAUUACAGAGAAAUGUUCGUUAAAGUGUUGAAACACCUUAAACCCGUCUAAUACAUUCUCACUCAGCUAUUUGUUUUGCGCAGAAAAUUUUCCUAACUUCGCAUUUCACGCUACGCCUUGGAUCUUGGCGGCUUGGAAUGCGAUGGCGGUGGACCAAUUCGUGCCGAAACCUGCGAAGAAGACGGACAAAGUCGAUGAAAAAGACGACGGCGAUGAAGAUAUCAGUGAAAAAACACCGGAGAAGCCUGAAGAUAAAACAAGUGAAUAG
Porites evermanni is the source of this 2574-nucleotide messenger RNA. The record is from the annotation of a GenBank genome assembly. NCBI's taxonomy places the organism in Eukaryota, Metazoa, Cnidaria, Anthozoa, Scleractinia, Poritidae.